Callorhinus ursinus (northern fur seal) is the source of this 3053-nucleotide messenger RNA. RefSeq names its product ectonucleoside triphosphate diphosphohydrolase 3 (gene ENTPD3). Gene Ontology annotation, cellular component: plasma membrane. Gene Ontology annotation, biological process: nucleoside diphosphate catabolic process. NCBI's taxonomy places the organism in Eukaryota, Metazoa, Chordata, Mammalia, Carnivora, Otariidae. Gene Ontology annotation, molecular function: UDP phosphatase activity; ribonucleoside triphosphate phosphatase activity; GDP phosphatase activity. The record is from RefSeq and is a predicted model, not a curated record.
CUGCAAGAAAUGAUUGACUUAUUUUUUGAAAAUUUUCAGUUUAAAAUUUCAGCAAACCUGUUCUUCUUUUUCUUACAUCUAGGGAGUUGACACCAGAAUUUAAACCCAGCUUUGGGUUUAUAUCCGAAGGGCUCGGUUUAUCUGUCGCCCAAAAGGUUUCGAUUUGGAAGAAGUGGAUUGAAAGCGGGUUUUGCUUGGUGAUAGGCUUUUCUGCUGGGGCAAGAGUUUGCUUAUGGUAGUCAUUAGCUUUUUACCUGAAAACUGAGGACCAAGAGGCAGCCGCGUGGAUUGCUUACGUAAUCACCCCCCUCUCACCCCGGACAGAUGUUCUUUAGUCGUGCCCCCAAAUUAGGCUUAAUACCGCAAGGUUCUGGAACUGAAGUCAGGGGGCCAGCGAUACACUGUCAUUGUGUGUUCUCUUGCCUACAGUUUGGGAGGAAAGAUGUUCACGGUGCUGACCCGCCAACCUUGUGAGCAAGCAGGCCUCAAGGCCCUCUCCCGAACCCCAGCCAUCAUCGCCUUGGUGGUCUUGCUUUUGAGUGUUGUGGUGCUUGUGGUCAUCACACUCAUCCAGUUUCACCACAAAGAGGUCCUCCUUCCAGGACUGAAGUACGGGAUCGUGCUUGAUGCCGGGUCUUCCAGAACCACCGUCUACAUAUAUCAGUGGCCAGCGGAGAAGGAGAAUAAUACUGGAGUGGUCAGUCAAACCUUCAAGUGUAGUGUGAAAGGCUCUGGGAUCUCCAGCUAUGGGAAAAACCCCCAAGAUGUCCCCAAAGCCUUUGAGGAUUGCAUGGAAAAAGUCAAGGGACAGAUUCCAGCCCACCUCCAUGGAUCCACCCACAUUUACCUGGGGGCCACAGCUGGGAUGCGCUUGCUGAGGUUACAAAAUGAAACAGCAGCUAAUGAAGUCCUUGCAAGCAUCCAAAACUACUUCAAGUCCCAGCCCUUUGAUUUUAGGGGUGCUCAAAUCAUUUCUGGGCAAGAGGAAGGGAUAUAUGGAUGGAUUACAGCCAACUAUUUAAUGGGAAAUUUCCUGGAGAAGAACCUGUGGCAUAUGUGGGUGCAUCCAAAUGGAGUGGAGACCACAGGUGCCCUGGAUUUAGGUGGUGCUUCCACCCAAAUAUCCUUUGCGGCUGGAGAGAGGGUAGGGCUGAACACCAGCAACAUCAUGAAAGUGUCCCUGUAUGGCUAUGUGUACACGCUCUACACCCAUAGCUUCCAGUGCUACGGCCGGAACGAGGCUGAGAAGAGGUUUCUGGCAAUACUCGUUCAGGAUUCUCCCACCAAAACCAGUAUCAUCAACCCCUGUUACCCUCGGAAUUAUGUCACCACCCUCACUGGGGGCUACAUAUUUGACAGCCUGUGCACAGCAGACUUGAGGCCUGUAAAUUAUGACCCUGAUGACAUCAUCACUUUUGAAGGAAGCGGAGACCCAUCACUGUGUAGGGAAAAGGUGGCUUUCCUGUUUGACUUCAAAGCUUGCCAUGACCAAGAAGCCUGUUCUUUUGAUGGGGUUUAUCAGCCAAAAGUUAAAGGGGCAUUUGUGGCUUUUGCAGGAUUCUACUACACAGUCAGUGCUUUCAAUCUUUCGGGGAGCUUUUCCCUGAAAGCCUUCAACUCAAGCACCUGGGAUUUCUGCUCAGAGAGCUGGAGUCAGCUCCCGCUGCUGCUCCCCAGGUUUGACGAGGUAUACGCCCGCUCCUACUGCUUCUCAGCCCACUAUAUCUACCACUUGCUCGUGAAUGGAUACAGAUUCACCGAGGAGACCUGGCCCAAAAUACAUUUUAAAAAAGAAGUGGGGAACAGCAGCAUAGCCUGGUCUUUGGGCUACAUGCUCAGCCUGACCAACCAGAUCCCAGCCGAAAGCCCCCUGAUCCACCUGCCCAUGGACCCACCUGCCUUUAUGGGCAUCCUUGCCUUCUUCACAGCAGUGGCCUUGCUGUGUCUGGUGUUUCUGGCGUACCUGUAUGCUUCGUCCAGGAAGCAGAGGCGCUCCCAGCAUGCCUUCGACCACACAGUGGAUUUUGAGUGAGCCUUGUGAAGCAGCUCCUGGAGCCUGAGGGCUGCCCGGAACCAGCCUGGGUAGCACCAGACAAUGCAAGCGAAAUGUCCAUCUUCAGGAAGUGCACCUAAAGUCAAAUACCUAGAUCAUGUGCCUCUCCAAGACUGAUUUACACCAAAGCACCUCUUGGGGAGUCCCCCAACUGUUCUGGAUACGUUGUUCCUCCAAAAACCCUACCACCCACUCACUGACCUAUUGGGGAACUGAGGAGAGACAGGCCAUCAAGGUCAGGCUCUUUAAUCCAAGUGCCCUAGAGGAAGAGUAAGUUGAGAAUAUGACAGUUUGAUGUUGAAGAAUUGACCUUGGGGCUCAGUUUGCAUUUUUCCUUCCUCAGAAACACCUCCUGGCAAGUUUGGAAGCUGGCAGGCGCCCAUGAAGCAUUUAACAUAGUUAAAUAUGUUGCAUUGUGGCUUCCUCCCAUUGAUUCUUAACUAAGAUUUGGCAAUCCCAUAAACAUUGAGCUGCCUCAGACUAGUAGAAUAGAGUAUCUGGGGGAGAAAGCUCCUUUACCCCAAGGACAGUGGCUAUGGCCAGGCUCUGUCAUACGGCAGAACUUGAAGGACAGAGACACACAGAAAAUCUCCCUGGAAACUGCAGUCCAUUUCCAGAGUGGGAUUCCCGCUCAGGGCACUGGUCAGUCAAGUGCAGCCUGUGUGUAUGUCUUCAUUCUCACCUGUCCUUCCCAUGGUUGGGUCUUCUCAUAAAACAUUGACUCCUAGUGAGGCUACCACGUAACAGAUCUUUUUGCCUUUGCUAGGCAUUUGCUUAGGGCUGUUUCUCCACUGACAGUGUGGUGUGUGUGUUUCACCCACUGUUCCCACAAGUGUACUUGAUGCUGUCCUCAGAUAGCCUUGCUUACCACUUUCCUACAAAGGAUGAGAAAGAACUCCAGCAAGUCUAAUGGUGACGAACUAAAAAUCAACAUUAGUUCAGAUUGUUGUUGGUUAGCUGAAUAUGGAAUAAAGGACUCUUAUUUUGUUUUGACUUGAAA